GGUUUAAUAUAGAAACGGACAAAGACAGAAAAGAAAACGCUUAGAAAGUGAAAUGACGGGGAAAAGAUGGGUGGCGGCGGUGGUGAUGGCCGUCGUCCUCAUGCUGCUGCGGCCACAGAAUGGUGCGGCGAUUUGGUUUAGUUUACCGGCGACCGGAACAAAGUGCCUGUCAGAGCAAAUCUACAGCAGCGCAGUCGUUUUGGGAAAUUACUACGCUUUCUCCGAUCGAGAUGUCCUCCCCGCUCCGGCCAUCGCCGUCCAGGUGAAAUCGCCGGUUGGAAAGAUUGUUUAUGAGAAGGAGCACGUGAAAGGGAAUGUGACAGUGGGUCGGUUUAGCUUCACAACCACUGAGGCCGGAAUGCAUGUUGCCUGCUUUCGCCUCCUUACCCACCAUCAAUUCAACUCCACCGCCGCCGCCGCCGCUCUAACUGUUAGCCUCGACUGGAAAAUCGGAAUCUUUGCAAAAGAUUGGGAAUCACUUGCCAAAGCACACAAUAUACAGGGCCUCCAGCUUCAGUUCACAAAGCUGGAAGAAACAGCAAAGGCCAUCCGCCAAAAUACAAUUCAUCUUAUGAUCAAAGAUCUGAAAAUGCAAAGAGUUAGUAAGACGACAAAUAAGAGGGUGGCAUGCUUCAGCUUCAUAUCUGUGGGACUCUGCAUUCUAGUUUCAGCACUGCAAGUAUGGCACUUGAAGACAUUUUUCAGAAACAAGAAGCUUAUUUAGUUACCUACCUUUACUUUUCACAUCAUAUAUCAAUCAUUUAAUUAAUGUCUUUCUUCAAAUACACAUGCACCUAAACCAACACACACCUUCUCUACCUCUCUUACAUAUCUACCUACCGAGCUUCAAGUAUACAAUUCAUGCAAUUAUUUUAUAUUAAAAUGUAUGGGCACAUACACUUUUGUCUGUAUAAACAACUAACAUUAGGGUUAAAAGUUGUUUGUGUGGACGAACAAAAAUGUUACACACAGACAACUAAUGUUUGUG
Messenger RNA from Cuscuta europaea, 988 nucleotides. Lineage: Eukaryota; Viridiplantae; Streptophyta; Magnoliopsida; Solanales; Convolvulaceae. The record is from the annotation of a GenBank genome assembly.